This is a messenger RNA of Vanrija pseudolonga, 1542 nucleotides long. It is a transcript of the gene mcmbp, whose product is annotated as Mini-chromosome0 maintenance complex-binding protein. The coding region runs from base 1 to 1542 and encodes 513 amino acids. Gene Ontology annotation, biological process: DNA-templated DNA replication. Gene Ontology annotation, molecular function: chromatin binding. The transcript is spliced from 5 exons. Lineage: Eukaryota; Fungi; Basidiomycota; Tremellomycetes; Trichosporonales; Trichosporonaceae. The record is from RefSeq and is a predicted model, not a curated record.
AUGUUGUCAGUCGAGCAGAUCACAAGGAUAGCCCUCAGGGAGAAUGACGGGCAGGCCCCGUCCGACGUCGAGGCGUACAUCGCGGCGGUGGAGGCCGCGCUGAGCAAGCCCGACGAGAUCCCUGCAUUCACACCGACCUCGCGCCCCCUCUCGGUCGUCCGCUUCCGCUGCCUCCUCCAGGACACGGGCUACCCCGCCGAGGUGUACCUCCCCGACGAGGCCCCGGCGGGGGAGCAGGUUGACUGGAGCAAGCUGCGCGAGCGCUGGGUCGGAUGGGCUGUCGAGGUACCUGGCGAGCAGCCGUGGUCAAAGCUCGGCAGCGACCUCUCCUCGCAACUCGCCUCGCUCGGCCUCGACGCCGCCCUCCCGCCCGUGAUCAAGGGCAAGUACCCCUUCGCGCAGGACAGCUACACGGGCGCCCUGCUCAAGAUCUACGACGACGCGUCGUUCCGCCCCGCGUCGGCGUACGACGUCGUCGGCAUCGUGAGCUCUGCGCCCGUGCCGACACCGUACUCGGGCGACGAGGACGCCGAGGCGCCGCUCGCGCCCGCGAUCCACGUCCUCACUACCCCCGUGCAGGCGUACCCGCCCGCACCUGGCCCCACGCCUGUGGGAGACAGCAGCGUGCGUGCCCGCCUCGUGUCGUACCUCGCCUCGGCGUUCUCCCCGCCCGACGAGGCGGCCGGCGAGCUGCUGCUGCUCACGCUCAUUGCGUCGCCGGCCACCCGGCCCGUGGGCCUCGCCCCGCUCGGCACGCUCAGCGUCAAUCUUCUCCGCCAGCCUGUGCCCUCUGCGAGCCUGCACGCCAUCCUGGCGUCCGUGUCCCCGACGUUCAUCGCGCUCAAGCUCACGCUCGAGCUGCUGCAUGCGCGCGCGUUCCGCCCGUCCUCGAGCGACGGCACGUCCCUUACCCCGGGCCUGUUGCAGCUCGCACCGGGAACGCUCCUCGCGCUCGACGAGAGCGGGCUCGGCGAGGGCGGCCAGCUGCGCGAGCUCGCAGUCAAGAAUGUGCAGGCGCUCGGCGAGGCCAUCGGCGAGCAGGUCGUCAAGUACGAGUAUCCGUUCAUGGACGGGCUCAAGAUGGAGACGGCGGUGCGCGCGGUCAUUGAGAGCGAGGGCAAGAGUUUGCUUCCUGCGGAUGUACAUGUGCCAGUCACGCUUGCGGCUGGCGCUGCGGUGGCCAGCGACGCUGACCUCGCGGAGUUCCGCGCGUACCUCGCGUACCACGGCUCCAGCGGGCAGGCGGCCAAGAUUGUCAUUCCCGACGAGGUCGGCACGGCGAUCCAGGAUGGGUUUGUCGAGGAGCGCAAGGCUGCCGGUGCGGGCAGUGUCGAGGCGGCAGAGGCACGUCUCCGGCGCCGUAUGAAGCUCGCGAGACUCGUCGCGCUCACCUACCCCGACGCCACGCUCGCGACCGAGCGCUGGGAGCAGACUGUCCGCCUCGACAACGAGGUCGACGCACGCCUCGCCAAGCGCGAGGAGGAGAGGAGAAAUACAAAGCUUGGCGCGCCGACUGCCAACGGCACAGCAGCAUCAACAUAG